This is a messenger RNA of Paramecium pentaurelia, 2358 nucleotides long. The record is from the annotation of a GenBank genome assembly. Lineage: Eukaryota; Ciliophora; Oligohymenophorea; Peniculida; Parameciidae.
AUGCCUUAUAACAUUUAUGAUUAAUAACUAAGAUAAUAAGACCGACUGUUAGCCAAGUUCUAAGAACUUUUUAGCAAGCCAUCACAAUAAACUUAUUUGAAUAAAAGUGAAGCUCUUCUGAUAGCAACAUUAUUUCUCUUAGAAGGAUUAGUACAAACUACAUUAAUGUUACAUACUUCAUUAGUACUGAUUUAUUUGUUAAAGAUCAUUUACUCAUCAAAUCCUUAAUACUUACAAAUCUUCACUUUAAAAUGGUUUUUAUUAAGUAAAUUCUUAACAUGUAGAUUUUUUUGGACAUUAAUGUCAGAAAUUAAUAUUGAAUAGUUGAGAAUAGAUUUUGUAUUAUUAUGUUUUUAGAUGAUCAUAAUUGUUAUCAAAUUUAGAUUAUCUAAUAUUAAAAUAGCUAUUUUAAUAGGAAUUCUAACAUUUUAAGUUGGAUUACAAUAUAUUUUAUCAUAGAAAUUAGAUGAUAUUACAAUUAUAUGUUGGAUUGGAGGAUUAACAAUUAUGUGGAUACUCUAUUAAAAGUAGUUAUAAAUUUAAGAAGAGUAUGAUUAAAAGAUUAAAGAAUUUGAUGGAGAAGCUAUAAAAUUAAAGAAAGAAAUAGAGAUGUCAUAUAAAACAAUAAUAAUUGAAGAUUAAUAAUAAUCUCGUUAAGAAGAAUUAUUAAAAAAAUUACGUUUAUUAAAAUAUUAGAAAUUAUUAGACAAAACUGAGCAUAGUUAUUUAGAAGAAAAGCUUUUAUAAAAAUAAAUGAGUUAACCUUCUAGAGUAUUAACAGUACGUAAUUUACCUGAUGAUGAUGAUAAAAGUUCUAUUUAAGAAAUAGAAGAUUCUCCUAGUAAAAAAUCACCAAUUAGAAGAGCUUUAAGAUUAAAUUCUAUUAAUGAAUCAUUAUCAUUUGCUCAUACUGUUGGUCAUAGUAUGAAUAGAGAUGAAAUUAAAGAAAAUGAUGAAAAUUUUUUUACUUUGGAUGAUUUAGAUGAUUUACUUAAAAUAGUAAGUGGUAGAAAAGAACAUUUAUGGUUACCCUCUUUUUUAAGAAGUAAUAAGAAUAUUGAUACUAGAGGUUCUGAAUCUUUCUCUCCUGAAGCUAAAAAGUAAUUUAAAAUUAUUAUCAUAGUUUUAUUCUUAAUCAUUUUACUGAACGUGAAUUUAAUUUUUAAUAAUAAUAAGGUGAAACUAAGAUUUAAGAACAUUAAUAUUUUAUAGAUUCUAAUUAUAAUUAAAUGAAAGAAUGUUUAAAUAAUUUUAAUUUUGAUUUCUUUGAAGUUAAUGAACCAAAUAAAUUUAUUAGUUUUAGUUCCUUUAUAUUUCAAUAAUAUAAGUAAUCAAUCUAAACUAAAUAUUAGUAUUAAUUAAGUACUUAAAAUUAAAGAAAAGUCAAUUUAAAUUGAAUUCUGUCAUAGAAUUGAAUCAUUUUAUAUGCAAAAUCCUUAUCAUAAUUCUAUUCAUGCUAUGGAUGUAGCAAAUUCUGCAUCUUUUUUUUUAGAGAAUGGUCUAGAUGUCACUCCAUUUGAAUAAUGUUGUUUAAUUAUUUCAGCAUUAUCACAUGAUGUAGGACAUCCUGGAUUAAAUAAUGGCUUUUUGGUUGCUUCUCAAUCUAAAUAAGCAUUAAUAUGUAAAGAUGAAACCAUUAAAUAGAUAAUGAUUAAAGUGUAUUAGAAAGUUAUCAUGCUUCUUUGAUGUUUCAUGUUUUGAAAGAUGAAAAGGCAAAUAUCUUAAAGAACAUAAAUGAUGUUGAUUAUAAAGGAUUUAGAAAGUAUUGUUUAAAUUUAAUAUUGGAUACUGAUUUACAAAAGCAUUUUCCAUUAUUAAAUAAAUUUAAGAAUUUUCUAGCUUUAGGCUCAGAUAGUCAAUCAGAUGAGUAAAGCAAAUUAUUAAUUCUUUCUAUAGCAAUUAAAUGUGCAGGUAAUAUUGAUAAUAAUAAUAUAUAGAUAUUGGACAUGGAGCAAAAUAAUUGAAUUUACAUAAAUUAUGGAGUCGUAGAAUUAUUGAAGAAUUCUUUUUAUAAGGAGAUUUAGAAGCUUAAGUUGGUAUAUAAGUGACACCAAUGUGUGACAGAAGUCAAAGUGUAACUAAAUCGUAGGAAGGCUUUUUAAAAGCUAUAGUAUGGCCUUUAUUUGAUGCUUUUGGAGAAUUUUUGAAAAAGUAUAAAGAUAAUAAUUAAUUCUUUUUAGUGAAAAUUUUAAAAAGAUUUGUUUAGAUUAAAUAAGUGUGAAUAUCUAAUAUUGGUAAUAGCAAUAAUAGGAAGAGGAAGAAAAUGGAAAAGAAUAUAAAUGUUCUUUCUUUUUAGAUACUAAUAUUAUUAGCAUUCCAGUAUAGAAUAAAAAUAUGAUGUUCAAUUUGAAUUGGUGA